AUGACCUUCACUAAAGCAUUCGACGUCGAAGAGGUACUAGAACAGCUCACUUUGAGGGAGAAAAUUGCCCUUGUUUCCGGAUUGGAUACCUGGCAUUCAGUUCCAAUUCCAAGACUCGGGGUUCCUUCCAUCCGAGUUUCGGACGGUCCUAACGGUGUUCGUGGAACCAAGUUUUUCAAUGGUGUUCCUACUGCAUGUAUCCCAUCCGGUACUGGUCUCGGAGCUACCUGGGAUCAAGAACUUUUGAAUUAUAGUGGAAGGAUGAUGGCAGAUCAAGCGAGAGCAAAGGGUGCUCACGUACUGAUGGGACCCACUAUCAACAUGGCUAGAUCUCCUCUUGCUGGCAGGUCUUUUGAGUGUUUGUCAGAGGACCCAUUUUUGACAGGACUUCUUUCCGCCAAUUACGUCCGCGGCGUUCAGGAUGGAAAGAUUGGAACUUGUCCCAAGCACAUGGUUUGCAACGAUAAGGAAGAUGACAGAAUGACUUUGAACGUGGUAGUUUCGGAGCGUGCCAUGAGAGAGAUUUACCUGACUCCGUUCAUGCUCACUGAAAAGUAUGCCAAACCAUGGGGUUACAUGACCUCUUAUUCCAAGCUUAAUGGGAAACACUGUAGUGAGAAUUCCCACUUGCUUCAGGACAUUGUAAGAGGGGAGUGGGGGUUCGAUGGUUUUUUUGUUUCCGACUGGUUCGGAGUCGUUUCCUGUGCAGACUCACUUAAUGCCGGUCUUGAUUGGGAGAUGCCAGGUCCUUCUAUCUGGCGAGGCAAACUUCUAGAAUUUUCAGUUUUCCAUAAAACUGUCCAUGAGGAAACUCUGAAUGACGCUGCUAGAAACAUGUUGAACCUGGUUAACAAGUGUAUUGGUACUGGGGUUCCAGAAAAUGCAUUCGAAGGAGAGCAUGAUACCCCAGAUGUGCGCGAAUGGAUGGAAAAAUUGGCAUCAGACCAGGUUGUUCUUUUAAAGAACAAGAAUAAGAUUCUUCCUUUCAGAAAAGAUAAAAAGGUCCUCGUUAUUGGCGAGGGUGGAAAGGUGCCCACCUAUUGCAGUGGAGGAUGCACCAUGGUGGAGCCUUACUACACUGUUUCCCCUUACGAUGCAAUUGAAACCAAAAUUGGUGCUGGUAAUGUGAAAUAUACUCUAGGAGCUCCAUUAUCCAAGGCUUACCCUUCAGUUGCCUUUUUUUCCCCAAAAUUUCCGGACGUCAAGGACCCAAUCACCUUCUCUGUGUAUGAUGACGCUCGUACCAUCCCUGACAGAGUUGCAAUAAAAACAGAAGCCGUUUCAACUGUGGAUGCAAUUCUCGGGGAUUUUGAUCCAGCACUACUCAGAGACAAGGAAAUGCUUUAUGCCAAAUUUUUGUCAGAAAUAGUGGUGCCCGAAUCCGGAUACUACUCCUUCUCGUUGCAAGUGUCCGGCCAGGCCAAGAUCUUCAUAGAUGAUGAACCUGUCCUGAUCAAUGAUUUGGAGCACAAGACUAGUAGUGCUUUUGGCCUUGAUGCUCCAGAGGUUUUUAAAGAUGUUUAUUUUGAGAGUGGAAAGACAUACACAUUCGAGCUUGAUUUUGAGAGCACACCAGGCAAGUCUUCGUUCAUCACGGGUUAUGGAAGUGUUACCUGUGGCAUGACCAAGACCCACGACGCCGAAAAAUGCAUAGCCGAGGCUGCUGCCUUGGCCAAGGAUUUUGACCAGGUAGUGCUACUCACUGGUUUGAACAAAGACUACGAGGUUGAAGGUAUUGAUAGAAAGCACAUGGGUCUUCCACCCUUCCAGGAUAAACUUGUGGAGGAGGUCCUCAAGGCCAACGCCAAUACCGUGGUUGUGAUUGAAUCAGGAACUCCAGUAACAAUGCCAUGGGUUGACUCUGUGGAUACACUGCUGCACUCUGCUUAUGCUGGCAGCGAAACAGGAACAGGAAUUGCUAACGUGCUGUUUGGUGAUGUUAACCCGAAUGCAAAGCUUCCUAUGACAUAUCCCAAGAAGAUGGAAGACUCUGGGUCUCAUCCUUUCUUUGAGGUCAGCAACGGAAAUCUCGUUUAUGGAGAUGAUAUCUUUGUUGGUUAUAGAUACUUUGAGAAGAAAAAGAUUGAACCUCUGUUCCCCUUUGGUUAUGGUCUUUCUUACACAACCUUUGAGUUGAGUGGCCUUGAGUUGCGUGAUUCUGCAGAUGGAAAUGACUUAGUGGUUAGUAUAAAAGUGUCUAACACAGGAUCCAUUGCUGGUGCCGAAGUUGUUCAGCUCUACGUUUCUUUCAAAUCUUCUUUGGUCGACAGAGCCGAGAAGGAGCUGAAAGGUUUCGCCAAGGUAUUCCUGGAACCAGGCCAGACAAAGGAAGCCACAAUAAUUGUCGAGAAGAAGCUUGCCACUUCCUUCUUCAACGAGAGACUCAACAAGUGGACUUCUGAACAAGGCACAUACACUGCGUGGGUGGGAACUUCCAGUGUGGACCCCAAUGCUCUGCUUGGGAGAUUCACCACGCUGAAGACAGUGCACUGGUCAGGACUCUGA
Kuraishia capsulata CBS 1993 is the source of this 2505-nucleotide messenger RNA. RefSeq lists its product as uncharacterized. NCBI's taxonomy places the organism in Eukaryota, Fungi, Ascomycota, Pichiomycetes, Pichiales, Pichiaceae. Gene Ontology annotation, molecular function: beta-glucosidase activity. The transcript has a single exon. Bases 1 to 2505 code for a protein of 834 amino acids. The record is from RefSeq and is a predicted model, not a curated record. Gene Ontology annotation, biological process: glucan catabolic process.